Molecule: messenger RNA, 1811 nt
Organism: Ceratina calcarata
Lineage: Eukaryota; Metazoa; Arthropoda; Insecta; Hymenoptera; Apidae
Product: mitochondrial tRNA-specific 2-thiouridylase 1
Exons: 7
Coding region: 529-1737 (402 amino acids)
Biological process (GO): tRNA wobble position uridine thiolation
Cellular component (GO): mitochondrion
Molecular function (GO): sulfurtransferase activity
Source: RefSeq, a predicted model, not a curated record
GUAGUACAUAUAGACAGGGACAGAGAGAGAGAGAGAGAGUGUCUCUCGCUUUCUCAUCUCUCCUCUCUGCCGGUCGGUCCCUCGCCCUCGCGCCUCCCUCACUAUCCCUCGUCGUCGAGUAUGCGUAAUUGCGUGUACACCACGUGCUCGUAAGAAAUAGCCUUCGCUUUCGAUUGUAGUCGUUCCCUCCCUGUUGUUGCUCUCUCUUCGAUGGACCGAUGGACGAUCCACCACGGUCAGUCGAGUGUCGAGUCCUAUGUCCCGUGCGUCCAGUGGUGGUCCUCACUCCUCACCCUGAGGUACUCAGGCUGAGUCCCUGUUAGUUUCGGUGGAACCAUUCGGUAUGGUGGACGUGCGCCGUGUCAGAAACCUGGAAGAUACCGAGGUCGCCCGAAGAAGCCAACCGUACUCGUUCGUUGCGUACACGCAUAAAACGUAAUCGCUUGCUCGAAGAGGUACUAACUGAUAUUACACACUAGUGUGUACAUAAGACGACGGUACACCACGGGUACGGUCCACACGGCGAAAAUGUUUAAGAAGAUAGUCGUGGGUAUAUCCGGCGGGGUGGAUAGUGCCGUAGCAGCACUGUUUUUGAGAAACAAAGGAUUCAAUGUCACCGGAGUGUUCAUGAAGAAUUGGGACAUCAAGGACGAAACGGGAGUAUGUCAAGUUGAGGAGGAUUACGAGCAUGCUCAAUGGUUAUGCGAUAAAAUAAAGAUUCCUUUGGUCGAAGCAAACUUCGUAAAGGAGUAUUGGAAUCAUAUCUUUUGUUAUUUGACAGAACAAUAUGAGAAUGGACGUACGCCGAACCCUGACGUUCUGUGCAACAAGCUGAUCAAAUUCGACCACUUUUAUAAGUUCGCCCGUACCGAGCUUCGGGCAGAUGCCAUCGCGACUGGACACUAUGUUAGAACCAGUUUCGGCUCUUACCUCGAACGUUUCGUACCAAAUGCCGACGUUAAGUUGUAUCGAGCACGAGACAAGAAGAAAGACCAAACGCUUUUCUUGUCCCAAGUACCACAGGAGGCACUACGUAGUUCUAUGUUCCCCCUCGGGGACUACUUGAAGACUGACGUGAAACAGAUUGCUCGAGAGGCUGGAUUGGACGUGAUCGUUCGGAAGAAAGAAAGCUAUGGAAUAUGUUUCGUGGGUAAACGAAAUUUUCCAAGCUUUAUAUCCGAGUAUAUACCCGAGAAACCUGGAGAACUCGUAGAUCUCGACGAUGGCCGAGUCGUGGGAAACCACUCGGGUUUUCAUCACUGGACAGUGGGUCAACGACUGAAAUUGCCGAACCACCAGUUCAGGUACUUUGUAUACAAGAAGGACGCGGAAACGAACAACAUUAUCGUGGUAAGAGGGACGAAUCAUCCCGCGCUCUAUACAGACUUUCUAACAACGGAACCACCUCAUUGGAUAUCGUCGGAACCGAAAGAAUUCACUUCCUUCGGUAGAAUGUUGAAUUGUCAUUUCCGAUUUCAACACAAAGAUUCCUUGGUCCCCUGUAUCGUUCAUAAAGAUUCGAAGAAUCAGUUACUCAUUCGAAUCAAUCAACCACUGAGGGCGAUUACAAAUGGACAAUUUGCCGUCUUGUACAAUGACGAGGAGUGUCUAGGUAGCGCUGCGAUCACGUACUGCGGUCCAUCGUACUUUUCUCUAGGCCGAGAGUUGAGAAGCGAGGACCAGAACCAGAAACUUGACGAAGGACAAAAACAAACAGCCGACAGGACCAUCUGCUGAUGAUCAUACGUUUCAUCAUUGCAUUUUAUUGGAAAAAUAAAUCUCACGUUGCUGAUCAGUCUGGUUUAACGGAA